Messenger RNA from Amaranthus tricolor (Joseph's coat), 845 nucleotides. Its product is annotated as 60S ribosomal protein L17-1. NCBI's taxonomy places the organism in Eukaryota, Viridiplantae, Streptophyta, Magnoliopsida, Caryophyllales, Amaranthaceae. The record is from RefSeq and is a predicted model, not a curated record. Gene Ontology annotation, cellular component: cytosolic large ribosomal subunit; ribosome. The transcript has 7 exons. Gene Ontology annotation, biological process: cytoplasmic translation. The coding region runs from base 148 to 660 and encodes 170 amino acids. Gene Ontology annotation, molecular function: structural constituent of ribosome.
CCCAAAAGAAACAUAUAUAAAACCCAAAUGAAACAGUCUAGGGUUUCAAUUCAUCUGUAUAAAACCCUAGCAUCUCUUACUGCCUCCACACUUCUUCCUUUGUGAGGGAGGUAUAGAUCCGCAGCAACAUUUCUCCAAACCCUGAAAAUGGUGAAGUAUUCCAAGGAACCCGAUAAUCCUACUAAAUCUUGCAAGGCAAGAGGUUCAGAUCUUCGUGUCCAUUUCAAGAACACAAGGGAAACUGCAUUUGCAAUUAGAAAGCUGCCUUUGAACAAGGCAAAAAGAUACCUUGAGGAUGUACUAGCUCACAAGCAGGCUAUUCCUUUCCGUCGCUUCUGUGGUGGUGUUGGUAGGACUGCUCAAGCCAAGAACAGGCACUCUAAUGGCCAAGGUCGCUGGCCAGUGAAGUCUGCAAAAUUCAUUCUUGACUUGCUUAAGAAUGCUGAAAGCAAUGCAGAGAUGAAGGGUUUGGAUGUUGAUUCACUCUACAUUUCUCACAUUCAAGUUAAUCAGGCCCAAAAGCAAAGGCGUCGUACUUACCGUGCUCAUGGGCGUAUCAACCCUUACAUGUCUCAUCCAUGCCACAUUGAGUUGACUUUGUCCGAGAAAGAAGAGGCUGUUAGGAAGGAGCCCGAAACACAAUUGGCUGCCAGCAAAUAGAGGUGACAAGCUAUUUUUAUGUCUCAAGCAUCUUAGUUGUAGCCUGGAAACAAGUUUUGGCAUACUAUCAAUUUGUGUUUUGAUCUUUGUUUUGUAGACUAAGAUUUUUCCAUCUAUAUUGCACUUCAUGGAGACCUGAAAUGUUACGUUUUAUCGAAGAAAUUAAUCAUGGAGUUUGUGUUAAA